AUGACUCUUUCAACUCUUCCUGGGAAGCCAAAUAAGAAGGGUGUUUCUCUUGCCCCGGAGCGCGAACGAUACAUGCAAGCGUGCGCAGACGUCGCACACCAUCUCAUCCAGCUUCAUGAGGAAGACAAUGGAGGGAAAGAUGUCAAUCUAAACGCCUUGAGAGGCCAAAUUUCAAAGAAAUACAAGCUGAAGAUGAUUCCACCACUCACGGCGAUCAUUGCAGCUAUUCCAGAGCACUAUAAGAAAUAUAUCGUUCCAAAGUUAAUAGCGAAGCCGAUUCGUACAAGCUCCGGAAUAGCCGUCGUUGCAGUUAUGUGCAAACCACACAGGUGCCCACACAUCGCUUACACAGGAAAUAUUUGUGUUUACUGCCCUGGGGGACCGGAUUCCGACUUUGAAUACAGUACCCAAUCGUAUACUGGUUACGAACCUACAUCAAUGAGAGCCAUUCGUGCUCGUUACGACCCUUUUGAGCAGGCUAGGGGUCGUGUUGACCAACUGAGGCAACUAGGACAUAGCGUUGAUAAGGUUGAGUAUAUAAUCAUGGGGGGAACAUUUAUGUCACUUCCCGAAAGCUAUCGGGAUGGGUUUAUUGCAAGUUUGCACAAUGCCUUGUCUGGUUAUACGGCAGAGAAUGUUGACGAAGCUGUGCAAUUAGGAGAGCAGUCUCAAACCAAAUGUGUCGGAAUCACAAUCGAGACUAGGCCGGAUUAUUGUCUGGAUCAGCAUUUGAGCUCCAUGCUCCGAUACGGCUGCACAAGACUGGAAAUCGGUGUCCAGAGUCUCUACGAAGAUGUCGCUCGAGAUACAAAUCGUGGCCAUACCGUGAAGGCCGUGUGCGAGACCUUUAGGUUGGCCAAAGAUGCCGGUUACAAGGUUGUCUCACAUAUGAUGCCCGAUUUGCCUAACGUUGGCAUGGAAAGAGAUCUCUACCAAUUCCAGGAAUAUUUUGAGAACCCGGAUUUUAGAACGGACGGGUUGAAGAUUUACCCUACACUGGUUAUCCGUGGAACUGGCCUAUAUGAACUCUGGCGAACAGGUCGAUACAAAAAUUACACACCCAACGCUCUUAUCGAUCUCGUAGCUCGUAUCUUAGCCUUAGUACCGCCAUGGACCCGUAUCUAUCGAGUGCAACGCGAUAUCCCCAUGCCUCUCGUUACAUCCGGUGUCGAGAAUGGAAAUCUCCGCGAACUGGCUUUGAGCAGAAUGAAAGACUUCGGCACUACCUGUCGUGACGUGAGAACCCGAGAAGUUGGUAUACAGGAAAUUAAGAAUAAAGUUCGACCUGAUCAAGUCGAAUUUAUCAGGAGAGACUACACAGCAAAUGGAGGAUGGGAAACCUUUCUCAGUUAUGAGGACCCAAAGCAGGAUAUAUUAAUCGGGCUUCUCAGGCUGAGAAAAUGCUCGGACAGAACCUUUAGGCCAGAGCUUACAGGACAGCCGACGAGUCUUGUAAGAGAACUACAUGUGUACGGUUCUGCUGUGCCUGUACAUAGCAGGAACCCGAAAAAGUACCAACAUCAGGGAUAUGGGACAUUGUUGAUGGAGGAGGCCGAGAGGAUUGCAAGAGAAGAGCACGGGAGCAAGAAGAUCAGCGUAAUCUCCGGUGUGGGUGUCAGGAAGUAUUACGCAGGUCUCGGAUACUUUUUGGAUGGGCCGUAUAUGUCCAAAAUGUUGGAUUACGAUGAUGAAUCAGAUGACGAAUUUUAA
This is a messenger RNA of Morchella importuna, 1710 nucleotides long. RefSeq lists its product as uncharacterized. Gene Ontology annotation, biological process: tRNA wobble base 5-methoxycarbonylmethyl-2-thiouridinylation. The record is from RefSeq and is a predicted model, not a curated record. Gene Ontology annotation, molecular function: iron-sulfur cluster binding; acyltransferase activity, transferring groups other than amino-acyl groups. Gene Ontology annotation, cellular component: nucleus; cytoplasm; elongator holoenzyme complex. The transcript has 6 exons. The coding region runs from base 1 to 1710 and encodes 569 amino acids. Lineage: Eukaryota; Fungi; Ascomycota; Pezizomycetes; Pezizales; Morchellaceae.